AUGAGUUUAAAAGAAUUUGAAAUUCGGCCAUGGAUGGAACAAUAUGUAAUUGAGCAUGGCAUUGAACUUGACAAGAAGAUAUUCUCUAAAUUUGUAUGGGAAAUGCUCCAAAAAAGUAAAAAUCAGCAAUAUAUUACUGAUAGAUUACACGAUAUUAUUAACGAAGAGACAUUUCAGUUUGUAGAUGCCCUAUUUAAUACCAUCCAAUCCAUCUCAAAUAAAAAAUCUCAAACGCAAGAACAAAAAAAUUCAAAAUCAAUUGAAAUGAAACAAGUCAAGCAAGAAAUUCCACAGGUUUCUAAACAAAAAUCACGUAGUAAAUCACCAAUUCCUCAAGAGUCCUCUGAAAACGAAGAACAUGCCAAAUCUUCAGAAAAGCAAGAUAAAAGCAAGAAAGAAGGAAAGCAUCGUAAAGAAAAGAACUCAAAGAAGCGUGAAAUAUCUGAUUACUCUGAUUAUUAUGAUGAAGAACAAUCGGAAAAAGAGAAAAAGCAUUCUAAACACAAAUCACAUAAAAGCGAGCCAAGUCCUAAACCAAAGAGUCAUACUAGUGAUAAAAAAUUAAAACCUAAGCACCAUUCUCGACAAAUUUCUUCUUCAUAUUCGGAUUCAAUUUCUGAAGAUGAAUACGAGCCAUCUGAAAGCGAAAUCGACGAAAUCAGUGAUUCUGGAUCUAAACCAAAAGAAAAACGAUCAAAUUCUUCGAAAUCAAAAGAAAAAACUUCGAAAUCAGGAAAAGAAAAGAAUCUGUCAAAAGAAAAGGGUAAACCAAAGGACAAAAAAUCUUCCAGAUACUACAGUGAUGAUUCUGAUUAUUCUUAUUCAGAUUAUGAAUCUUAUAUUUCAUCUGAUUCAGAAGAAAAUGAACCAAAGCAUAGUUCAUCAAAGAGUAAGAAAAUCAAAUCAUCCGAUUCAGAUAAAAAAUCCAAGAAAUCUGAGAGUAAAAAAGAAAAAUCAAAUAAAAGAAAUGAAGAAAAAGAAAAAGACGCAAAAAGAUCCAGGCAUCAUAAGGAUAAGACAAAAGGUAAAUCUAGACAUAGAAAAACCUCUUCUUCCGAGUCAGAAUCCUCAGAUUUUCCAAACCUUGAUAUUCCACUUCCAAAGAACGAAAAGAAGAAUCCUGUUUCAUCUUUAGCCCCAUCAGACCAAAACUCCAGCUCUUCGAAACAAAAUCCGCAAGAAAUCAGAUUUAUUAUUUCUGUUUGCGGUUUAUCUGAUACAAACAACACUAUUCCUAAGAUGUACAACUACUUCUCCAAAUACGGACCCAUUAAAUGUGUCCAAGUCUUAAGAAAAUUUAAUUGCGCUUUAAUUGAGUUUUACACGGCCGAACAAGCUUAUUGUGCAGUUAAUGACCAAUCAAAGACACUUGGAGAGUACAUCAGAAUUGAUUACGCUUCUAAUUUUGAUGUUUCUCAUAUUAACAAAGCUCUUACUAAGAAUUUGGAUGAAAACCUCAUUAUUGUUCUUUCUGGUUCAGAUGACGACAAUGAAUAUGAAUAA
This is a messenger RNA of Trichomonas vaginalis G3, 1503 nucleotides long. RefSeq names its product RNA-binding domain, RBD family-containing protein. Gene Ontology annotation, molecular function: RNA binding. The coding region runs from base 1 to 1503 and encodes 500 amino acids. Lineage: Eukaryota; Parabasalia; Trichomonadida; Trichomonadidae. The transcript has a single exon. Gene Ontology annotation, biological process: mRNA processing. The record is from RefSeq and is a predicted model, not a curated record.